AUGGCUAAGUUUGGAUUAUAUCCAUUCUUGGUGCUUUUCAUGGUGCUGUGUGCAGUAGUCACAGCCCAAAAUGCAACUGGGAGAGAAGUGGUGCCUGCCAUGUUCAUAUUUGGUGACUCUCUUAUUGACAAUGGCAACAACAACGACCUUCCUUCCUUUGCUAAGGCCAACUAUUUCCCAUAUGGCAUUGACUUCAAUGGAGGCCCUACUGGUCGCUUCUCAAAUGGCUUCACCAUGGUUGAUGAAAUAGCUAAAUUGCUUGGACUUCCCUUAAUUCCUGCAUAUUCAGAAGCAUCAGGGGACCAAGUGCUACAUGGAGUAAACUACGCUUCAGCUGCUGCUGGAAUCCUUGAUGCCACUGGCGGAAACUUUGUUGGCCGCAUACCUUUUAAUGAGCAAAUUAGGAACUUUGAGAGCACAUUGAAUCAAAUUACUAGCAAUCUUGGUGCAGACUACAUGGCCACAGCGCUUGCACGUUGCAUAUUCUUUGUAGGUAUGGGCAGCAAUGACUACCUAAACAACUACCUUAUGCCUAAUUACCCCACAAGAGAUCAGUACAAUCAACAGCAGUAUGCUGAUCUCUUGGCUCAAGCAUAUAACCGGCAGCUCACUAGGCUUUACAAUCUUGGAGCAAGGAAAUUUGUGAUUACUGGACUGGGGCUAAUGGGAUGUAUUCCAAGCAUAUGUGCACAAAGCUUGACUGGAAACUGCUCUGAAGAAGUGAACUUGCUAGUGCAACCCUUUAAUGCAAAUGUGAGGACCAUGUUGAACAAUUUCAAUACUAAUCUACCUGGUUCCAGAUUCAUAUUCAUUGAUACUGCCCGCAUGUUCCGGAACAUCCUUCUCAAUGCUAGAUCUUAUGGGUUUACUGUUGUAAAUAGAGGGUGCUGUGGCAUUGGAAGAAACGGAGGCCAAAUUACAUGUCUUCCGUUCCAAACACCAUGUCCUGAUAGAAACCAGUACGUGUUUUGGGAUGCAUACCACCCAACAGAAGCAGUGAACGUUCUGCUGGGAAGAACGGCUUUUAAUGGGAACCCAGAUUUUAUUUAUCCUAUAAACAUAAAACAACUUGCUGAACUAUAA
Molecule: messenger RNA, 1083 nt
Organism: Gastrolobium bilobum
Lineage: Eukaryota; Viridiplantae; Streptophyta; Magnoliopsida; Fabales; Fabaceae
Product: GDSL esterase/lipase At1g71691
Exons: 5
Coding region: 1-1083 (360 amino acids)
Molecular function (GO): hydrolase activity, acting on ester bonds
Source: RefSeq, a predicted model, not a curated record